This is a messenger RNA of Penicillium macrosclerotiorum, 948 nucleotides long. RefSeq lists its product as uncharacterized. Lineage: Eukaryota; Fungi; Ascomycota; Eurotiomycetes; Eurotiales; Aspergillaceae. Gene Ontology annotation, cellular component: mitochondrion. The transcript is spliced from 6 exons. The record is from RefSeq and is a predicted model, not a curated record. Bases 1 to 948 code for a protein of 315 amino acids.
AUGGCGGCAAACGCGUUCUCCGAUAAGACCUUCAACUCCAAAGCAGGCAACUCCGUCGUAGACAUCAUGUUCUUCACACGCAUAACUGCACGGAGUGCCAUUGGGAUCCGUGCAUUUUCAACGGGCCGCGUAUGCCGCGCUGAACUGGCCUAUCAGGUCUUUGGUCCGGAGAAUGGACAAGCCGUUCGGGAUCCAAUCCUGUUCCUGCAUGGUCUGUUCGGCUCUAAACAGAAUAACCGAAGCAUCAGCAAAGCUCUGGCCCGGGAUUUGAAGUGUCAAAUCUUCACUCUAGAUCUGCGCAACCAUGGCGAUUCAUUCCAUGCCCCGGAACAUAACUAUAGCGUCAUGGCAGAGGAUGUUGAAGAAUUCAUCGAGCAGCAGAAGUUGGACAAAUGUGUCUUGAUUGGCCAUUCGAUGGGGGCGAAAGCGGCAAUGGCCGUGGCCCUUCGCUCGCCUGAGCGUAUAUCGGGUUUGAUUCCUGUUGACAACGCGCCUGUUAAUGCCGCGCUGAAAAGCGACUUUCCCAAGUAUGUCCGGGGCAUGCAGCGCGUGGAGGAGGCAAAAGUUUCUAAACAGUCUGAUGCGAACAAAAUUCUCGAGGACUAUGAAGAGUCACUUCCCAUCCGUCAAUUUCUUCUCACCAACCUGAUUAGAUCGGAAGAGGACAAGACUCUGAAAUUCCGCGUGCCUCUCUCAGUGAUUGGCAAGUCGCUGGACAAUAUGGCAGAUUUUCCCUUCAGUGAAUCGGACGGUGCACAAUACAAUGGCCCCGCACUUUUCGUCCGAGGAACAAAGUCUCCGUACGUGUCGAGUGAGACCAUCCCGGCAAUCAAGAAGUUUUUCCCCAAUGCCCAGAUCGCAGAUGUGGAGGCCGGGCACUGGCUCAUAUCCGAGAAUCCGGAGGCGUUUCGACAAGCGGUGAUCAAAUUCCUUGAUGGGUCUUCAUGA